AUGCACAACCACCCUUUAGCGGCAAUCCCUGUGGUGUUACAAAGGUUCCCAAGCGUUGGUACCAUUACAACACUUGGCACCAAUACAGGAAUUCACUGUAUCCUCACAGCUGUGCCACAGGAACUGCACUUUAGCAAUUGUCACAUUGUCUGUGUGCUUGAUUGGAGAAGCUGUGACAGUAAAUGUGGUGGUUGUGAACAGGAAAAGACAAGGAUCCAAGGUGCCAGCGACAUUGAUGUGGGCAGACGGCGUGUCCUUGCUGUUGGGGUUGGCACCUGCCUAUUCACCUUUGCAAAUGGUCCUCCAAGCCUGGCUGAAUCAAGCCGAGGAUUCAGGGCAUACAUCAAGCAGAAGGAACUGGACCCCCUAGACACCUAUGUUGCCCCAUUGUUGGCUGCAAAGCAAGAAUUGAUCCGCUCAGGAGAAAUAAGUGCCCUAGAUGUAAACGAGGCCAGGAGAAUGCUGAGAUCAGGAGCUCUGUCAGGACUGCGGACAAAUGUCAGGGCAACGGGAGUGUAUGCCGAGCAAUUGGAGACAUCUUCAGAAGGCAGUGCUUUGGCGACAGGUGUCAUUCAUGCUCUCGAGGAAUAUGAUAUGGCACUGUUGCUGACAAGCAGGGAUCAAGUACCACAAACUAGCGUGGGGGACACUCUGGCGAGCUCGUUACAGGCGCUGGACAAACUCUUGGAAACCGUUCCAGCUGACGUUAUGGGAGACAUUCUGGGCACUUCAAGCGAAGACGUGAACUCCUGA
Ostreobium quekettii is the source of this 753-nucleotide messenger RNA. NCBI's taxonomy places the organism in Eukaryota, Viridiplantae, Chlorophyta, Ulvophyceae, Bryopsidales, Ostreobiaceae. The record is from the annotation of a GenBank genome assembly.